Messenger RNA from Aspergillus nomiae NRRL 13137, 942 nucleotides. RefSeq lists its product as uncharacterized. The coding region runs from base 1 to 942 and encodes 313 amino acids. The record is from RefSeq and is a predicted model, not a curated record. NCBI's taxonomy places the organism in Eukaryota, Fungi, Ascomycota, Eurotiomycetes, Eurotiales, Aspergillaceae. The transcript has 3 exons.
AUGUCUUCCUUCGUGUACAAGAAAAAGCGUAGCGGCGAUUUCCCGAGCUGCCGCAUAUGCCGCCUAGGUUUCGUGGUCGACCCAGGCGACCUAGACAACCUAGGCGGUACAAAUGGGCUUUACGAAAUUCUGCGCCGCCAUCGGGGACUAUACCCUCUAUACCAGUUCCGAAAGAGAUCGUUCAUUAAGAGCUUAGACUGGUGCUGCUUCUACCGCGUGAUCCUCCAUGAUACUCGUAGUGACAAUUAUCGGAUCUCUGGGGUGGCCAUUCACAUAGCGGUCGAUCGCCAUCAUGACCAGGUGCCGGAAGCAGUGCCACGAGACAAGACAAUUGGAGUUAUCGGUUACCCUGAAAAGGACAGAGAGCGUCUGAUACUGGCUAUAGAAAUUAAACAGGAUAAUGACACAAGUUCUAAUGACCUUGUCGGCUACCAUGUCCACGACAGUUGUUGGAAGUUACUUACCCACCACGCAGUUGGGAAGAUUGCGAGGCGCGACUUGGCCUUGGUUGUCAAGAAUCUGAUCGUACUGCCCAAGGAGAAACCCCUACUGGCCGUAGAGGGUUGGAAAGACGUGUUUAGUGGCGAGCUCAAUUUGGAUGAUCCGGCGAAUAUCGAAAUCAUUCGGCAUCUAAUCAAGGAAACUCGAACUAGAACUGACGCGCGGUUUUACAUACAAGAUCCUAUCAACAGCCGUUUGUGCUACCUGCCAGUGGAGAUACUGUAUGAGGUUAUGGAUUACGUUUCCCCCAGCGACGUCCAAAAUGCGCAGAUCGCCAUGGAGUACUCCCUUGGAGAUGGGUACUGGCGCACACGAGUCCCAAUAAAGCUAUUUUACGAAGUGAAAAGUGUCUGGGAUGAAACGCUGGACUGGCAAACUCUCUGCUUACAACUCGAAUGGUGUUCGGACAGGAAAGACCUAUCUUUGGACGAUAUAUUGUGA